This is a messenger RNA of Fraxinus pennsylvanica, 1017 nucleotides long. The record is from the annotation of a GenBank genome assembly. NCBI's taxonomy places the organism in Eukaryota, Viridiplantae, Streptophyta, Magnoliopsida, Lamiales, Oleaceae.
AUGUUUCACGAGCCGAGUAACAUGGACAUGGCAAUGAAGCUUCACUACUUGAAAGGAAUCUACUAUUUUGGCAAGCAGGCAUUUGAGGGCUUGGCCACCUUCAAGAUAAAGGAGCCCUUGUUCAUAUUGCUAAACUAUUUCCCAGUUAUCUGUGGACGGUUUCGUAGAGCCGAGUCGGGCCGGCCAUACACCAAAUGCACUCGACUGGGAGAACCAAAAGUGGCUCUGGAUAAGAAGUUUCAAUUAGAAUUCUUGAACCUGUUGGGAAAGGUGGUAGCAGGUGAAAAGCCUAACAGGCCCAUUAACUUGGCUCAUUUGAAAACGAAGUCCACAAAUUCUGAAAGCCCAUUAAAGAAUAUGGAAGAUCCACUUUCCCUCAAAAGGGUGGGCCCGGUUGGAGAUAAUUGGAUACCAGUCGAUAACUGUAAAAUGGAAGCAUUUUCAUUUAGUGUUAAUGCCACACAAUUGAGCCAUUUGCAGUCAAAAAUAAGUAGCAAUGGCGCUGAUUUUUCUCCAUUUGAGGCUCUUUCUGCUGUCAUUUGGCAAUGCAUAGCAAACAUUCGAUGCGAAUCGGCACCAAACGUUGUGACAAUAUGCAAGAUGAUGGAACCAAACAAGGCAUAUGGGAAUAAUCAACUUAUUAGUGUUGUUAAAGCUGCUUAUCCCAUUUUAGAAGCCAACCCUAGUGAGCUAGCAGCAUUGAUGAAAAAUGCGGCACUUGAUCAAAUAGAAAAGAUCGAAAAUGCAAUCGAGAAAGACAAUGGAGUGUCUGAUUUAAUUGUUUAUGACGCGAAUUUAACUUUCGCGAAUCUUGAAGAAGCAAAGUUUUAUGAAUUUGAUUACCGCGGAGAGAAGCCAGUUUAUGUUAGUUAUCGAGUUGAUGGUGUUGGUGAUGAAGGGGCUAUCUUGGUGUUCCCUGGGCCACCGAAGAAUGGAGGAAGGACUGUUAUGGCAAUUUUGCCAGAGAAUGAGGUGACCGAGCUUAAAUCAGAGAUGAAAAAGUGGUUUAUGGAUUAA